This is a messenger RNA of Corylus avellana, 678 nucleotides long. RefSeq names its product 18.5 kDa class I heat shock protein-like. The record is from RefSeq and is a predicted model, not a curated record. Lineage: Eukaryota; Viridiplantae; Streptophyta; Magnoliopsida; Fagales; Betulaceae.
CAACAGCAAUUCCAAGUAGCUGUCUCAUCAAGCAAGCAAUACCAAUUUAGUUUUCCUUUCAUCAAACAUCAUAAUCGCAGCGAUAAUGUCGAUCAUCCCAAGCUUCUUUAGUGGCCGGCGAAGUAGCGUCUUCGACCCCUUCAAGGAUUACCCCUUCCCCACUUUUCCUGAAUUUUCACGAGAAAAUUCUGAGUUCGUGAAUGCCAAAAUUGACUGGAAAGAGACCCCAGAAGCCCACGUGUUCAAGGCGGAUCUUCCGGGGCUGAAGAAGGAGGAAGUGAAGGUUGAGAUCGAAGAUGACAGAGUGCUCCAUAUCAGCGGAGAGAGGAAUGUGGAGAAGGAAGACAAGAACGACACGUGGCAUAGGGUGGAGCGCAGUAGCGGGAAGUUCGUGAGGAGGUUGAGGCUGCCGGAGAAUGCGAAGAUGGAGGAGGUGAAGGCGUCCAUGGAGAAUGGGGUUCUUACGGUCACUGUUCCCAAAGAGGAGGUGAAGAAGCCCGAGGUGAAAUCCAUUGAAAUUUCUGGUUGAAUGAAGCAAUUGUUGUAUGAUUGCUUUAUUGGAAAGUCUUGUCGUCUUUGUUUGAAUGUAAACAAGUAAAUACAGAAGUUUACCUUGUAAUAUUUUCUUCUUCUCUGUUUGUAUACAACCACUUGUUAUAAUUUGACAUAUCUCCCAUA